CCUAUAAGAAACGCGUAGGUAGGUCACGUGUUUAGACUCCGGAAGCAUUUCAAACUGGUGCGCACAACUCCACUUCACUCCUCGUGUUUCUCAGCAAACAACUAUUACAUCUUAUGCUGUUCGUGGCAUCGUUGUUUCACCCUUUCAAUUGUCAAUAAACCUGGCCUCCAUCAGUCAACCUGGUGUACAGAGUUUUGAUGAGCGGAAGGUGUUGAACUUACUGCCUUCGUGUACAAGUGUGCUUAAGGAAGGCAGGAUAGUGAAACAACGUCUUCAUCUUAUAAGGUAACACACUUACACGCUGAGCAUACAUCAUGAAUUCAAAGGAGCCGUCGCUGAAGUCUAGAUCCUACACAUCAGGCUCCACAAAAUCAUCUGCGGGGAAUGCUGCAGCUUUAGCCCGUGCCAAAGCAGAGGCAGCAAAAGCACGACUGAACUUUGCAGAAAAAGACAUGAUCCUAGCAAUGGAAAAAGCCCAAUUAGAAGCACACAUGAUGAAACUGUCCCUAGAAAGAGAUGCAGCUGUAGCUGAAGCGGAGGCUGAGGCCCUAGAAGCAGCGCUCAGCAUGGAUGGCAGUGUGCGAAGUAGCAGGAAGUUCCCACUUCAACAGAAUCCCUGUGACCCUCUAGAGCGGACCAGAGAAUAUGUCACUGAUCAGUCAAAAGAACAUUCGUCUGUAGCAUUAGAAGAAUACGCUCAGGAUGGUGCUCGUGAGCGAGGCACACAAUCCAACGCCCCUCUUAACUCCUUCAUCCAGGACAGUGUUGGUCAGCUACACACACAUUCAACCCCGGCACUGCAUCCACAUCCUCAUUUUUCUUCUCAAAAUGAAAGCAGCCAUCCAUGUUUGGACCCAGCACCAAGUAACUAUCACCAUACUCUCCAGUCCAUACCAGUAGAGAGGCCAGCUGCUUCCAACAUCACACCAACAGCAGCAAGUAGAGUAACUGUAAAUCAGCCACAACCCUCUAUGACCACGCCUCUACCCUUCAAGAAUACUCAAGGUUAUCAUAACCAACAGGGAUCAAGUAAAAAUUGUUUUCAGUAUCCCGACACGUCCAAUAACACUCCUCAUAAUGGUCAUCAUGACAGAUAAGAUAUGAAUGAUGUUAUCAGAUAUUUCGCUCGGCGUGAACUGGUUACUACAUGUAUGACCCAAUUCAACGACCAGCCAGAGAGUUACAGUGCUUGGCAACAGUCCUUUCAAAACGCAGUAAGAGGACUUCAUCUAACAUGCAGCGAGGAAAUGGAUUUGCUGGUCAAGUGGCUUGGGGAAGAGUCAGGAGAACAUGCAAAACGUAUUCGAGCUGUCAACGCUAGCCAACCUCAAAGAGGACUUCAGAGUAUAUGGGACAGACUGGACGCAUGCUACGGAGCCCCUGAAGUAGUCGAAGAGGCACUUUUCCAACGCAUCAGCAACUUCCCCAAAAUCACCUACAAGGACAUGAGCUCAGUGACCUUCUUAUGGAACUGCAGGCGGACAAGACAGAUGGAACUCUUCCCGGCCUUCACUACCUCGACACAGCCAGAGGAAUAAGUCCUCUUGUCCAGAAGUUGCCCUCUAGUCUGCAAAAGAAAUGGCUGUCUGUUGGGUCCAAUUACUAAGAACACUUUCGAGUCUCAUUCCCUCCUUUUGAAGUAUUUGUGGACUUUAUUUUCCAUCAGGCUAAAAUCAGAAAUUACCCUAGUUUCAACGUUGCUGUUCAAGCUGACUUUGCAAAGACAGACAAGACCUUUUAGAACAACCAAACCAAGAGAAAUAUCAGUCCACAAGAUGGAAGUCUCUCCUACAGAACACAGUGCUGAAGCUGAGAACCCCGAACGUCAGUGCCCAAUUCAUAAAAAACCCCACCUUCUGAGGAAAUGUCGAGCAUUCCGAGAUAAACCCAUAGAAGAAAGGAAAGAAUUCCUCAGAGAACACAAGAUAUGCUUUAAAUGUUGCACGUCUUCAAAACACAUGGCUAGAGACUGCAAGUAUACAGCCACAUGCACUGAAUGUGGGAGUGACAAACAUAACUCUGCUCUCCAUCCAGGACCAGCACCACAGACAGAGGAGCCAUACCCCUCUUCAAAGCAUGGCGGGGAGCCAACAGCUUCAGAAGUUGCCAGCAGCUGCACUACAGCUGUGGUGGUGAUCAAAGUGACAGAUCAUGCUCUAAAAUCUAUUUGGUUAGAAUCUACCCCAUCAACCGUCAAGAAAAGGCAAUAAAGGUCUACGCUAUCAUUGACGAACACAGCAACAGAUCCUUAGCCCGGUCUGAGUUCUUUGACACCUUCAAAGUCCAAGGAUCCCCCUCUCCAUACUCUCUCCGAACCUGUUCAGGAGUAACAGAAACCAUGGGAAGAAGAGCUACAGGUUACCAGAUUGAAUCCAUGGACGGCAAAGUCAGUCUUCCUCUACCAAGUCUGGUUGAAUGCAACGACAUCCCUGACAACAGAUCAGAGAUCCCAACUCCCAAUGCUGCAUCUAAUUUAUGGGUUGUACUUGUAUAGCGCUUUUCUACCUUCAAGGUACUCAAAGCGCUUUGACACUACUUCCACAUUUACCCAUUAGUGUCUUGCUCAGGACACAACGGACCCCCACCUGAAGUCCAUUGCUCAAUUCAUCCCAGAGCUCGAACAGAGAACACCCAUUCUGCUUCUCCUAGGCCGAGACAUUAUCGCAGCUCACAAAGUUCGCAAACAGUUGAACGGCCCUCGAGAUGCUCCUUAUGCACAGAAACACGACCUGGGGUGGGUGAUAGUUGGUAAUGUCUGCUUGGGAGGUGUGCACAAGCCAGAUAGUAUAAAUGCCUUCUAUACCCAGGUAAAAGAACGGAAACGCCCCUCCAUCUUUCAACCAUGCUCAAACAUCCUGCAGGUGAAAGAGAGAUGCAGUCAGUUUCAGUACAAAGACUAUCCGAAGAUACAGACAACUGGGAUUCUUACAUGCAGUCGAGAAGCUGAAGAGUUGGGCUCCACAGUGUUUCAGCAGACAAGGGAUGAUGACAAAGUUGCUCCUUCAAUUGAGGACAUUUCUUUCUUGAAAAUCAUGAGAGACAAUUUAAAGAAAGAUUAAAAACAACAGCUGGGUAGCUCCGCUGCCUUUCACGUCACAAAGGCGUCGUCCCCCCGAUAACAAAGUACAGGCCUUAAAUCGACUUUCAUCACUGACACGGAGUCUUGAAAGGAAGCCUGCAUUAAAACAACAUUUUCUCACCUUCAUGGAAAAUAUGUUUCAGAAAAAUAAUGCAGAAGUAGCACCUCUUUUGAAGAGAGGCGAAGAGCGCUGGUAUCUUCCAACCUUUGGUGUGUAUCACCCGAAGAAGCCUAGAAACAUUCGCAUUGUGUUUGACUCAAGUGCUCAGCAUGGAGGAGUGUCAUUAAACAAUGUCUUGUUGACUGGGCCCAACCUCAACAACAGCCUGCUUGGGGUACUUCUCAGGUUCCGCAAAGAAGCUGUAGCAGUAACAGCGGACAUUGAACAGAUGUUCUACUGCUUCCUCGUCAGGGAAGAGGACCGUAAGUUCUUGAGGUUCCUGUGGUUCCGGGAUAAUGACCCAUCCAAAAACAUUAUUGACUACCGCAUGAGGGUCCACGUCUUCGGCAACAACCCCUCCCCCGCAGUGGCUAUCUACUGUCUCCGGAAGAGCACAUAGUUUGGAGACCCUGACGUCAAACAGUUCGUCAAUCGGGACUUUUACGUGGACGACGGCUUGAAAUCCUUCUCUUCUGUAGAAGCAGCAGUGGACAUACUCAAGAGAACGGAAGACACUCUCUCAGCAUCAAACUUGCGAUUGCAUAAAAUUGCCUCAAACAGGAGAGAAGUAAUGGAGGCCUUCCCAUCCCGUGAUCACGCCAACGACUUCAAAGAUCUGGAUAUUGGUGCUGAUGAUCUUCCAAUGCAACGCAGUCUCGGCCUCAACUGGGAUUUGAUGUCCGACACCUUCAUCUUCAAGGUUGGCGAUGAAGAGAAACCCUUCACCCGCCGAGGCAUCCUGUCUACUGUUAAUGGCAUCUUCGAUCCUCUUGGAUUUAUCGCCCCAAGUCACUAUUCAAGGCAAAGCCAUCUUACGAGAGCUUACAAGAGAUCACGGCGACUGGGACUCUCCCCUCCCACAAGACAUGAAACAGACAUGGGUCACAUGGCGAUCCUCUCUAGAAGAUCUGGGAAGUCUCCAGCUACCACGGACAUAUGCAGAACCUUCUCUGGCAGGAAUGUUGCGAUGAGAGCUAUGUGUCUUUUGUGACGCCUCUACUAAGGCAAUCGCUGCUGUAGCCUAACAGAUACAGAGGGUACCAUCCAUGUAGGGUUUACUAUGGGAAAGGCUAAGUUGGCCCCCCUUAACGAACAUACGGUGCCGAGGCUUGAGCUUUGCGCAGCUGUCCUUGCUGUAGAACUGGCAGAGCUCAUCACCUCAGAGAUCGACACACAACUGGAUGAGACCCAUCUUUUACAGCGACAGUCAGGUAGUACUCGGUUACAUCAAGAAUGAGACCAGACGCUUCUACGUGUACGUCAGCAACCGAGUACUAAGGAUAAGAAGGUCUUCUCGCCCUGGAAAGUGGCAACAUGUGCCAACAGAACUCAACCCGGCAGAUAUCGCUACAAGGUCCGUUACAGCUGCACAUCUCACAGAUACCAGCUGGCUGUGUGGACCCCUAUUUCUGAAGAGCCAUUGAAAAAACAGUCUGAAGAAGACAACUUUGAGCUAGUUGACCCUUCAUCAGAUCCAGACAUCCGUGCACUAGUGUCAACAAUGAGCACAACCAUGUCAAGCAGACUACUUGGAUCUCAACACUUCUCCAAGUUUUCAAGUUGGAAAUCAUUGACCCAUGCAGUCGAUCACCUUAUCCGUAUUGCUCGCCGCUUCCAGAGGAACCCUGCAACCAAAGACAAUGUUUGCAAAGACUCCCAUCUCCGUGACGCGGCGAUCUCUACAAACGAACUCUUACAGUCUGAGAAAAUCAUCAUCUGCACUGUUCAACGGGAGAUCUACGCUGAUGAGUACACCUGUCUGCAGAAGGAGGAAAGUAUUUCUAAAGACAGCCCCCUCAAAGCCCUCGAUCCUUUCAUUGAUAAUGACGGUCUUCUGAGAGUUGGAGGUCGUAUCAAAGAAGCUCAACUUCAGCAACAAGAGAAAACCCCCAUCAUUAUUCCCGGCAGUCAUCAUGUAGCAAUACUCUUGAUCCGACACCAUCAUGAGAAAACUCAACAUCAAGGGCGACUGUUCACCGAGGGUGCCAUACGCAGUGCCGGAUUCUGGAUAGUUGAUGGAAAAAGACGGGUGAGCAGUGUGAUUCAUGCAUGUGUCGUAUGUCGUAAACUACGAGGCCCCCAUCAGGCACAGAAGAUGGCCGACAUUCCGGAAAAUCGCCUCUCUACUGAACCUCCAUUCACAAAUGUUGGCUUGGAUGUGUUUGGACCGUGGGCUGUGUCUUCACGACGUACAAGAGGUGGCUUCGCUCAGAGUAAACGGUGGGCAGUGUUAUUUACCUGCAUGAGUGUUCGAGCUGUCCACAUCGAGGUAAUAGAAUCUCUAGACACGUCAAGCUUCCUCAACGCUCUUCGGCGUUUCCUUGCUGUUAGGGGCCCUGUGAAGCUUAUUCGUUCAGACCGAGGAACUAACUUUGUCAGCGCGUGCAAAGAGCUGAAGAUCUCAAACAUCAUUAAUGCUUCGGUCGAGAAGUAUCUCUUGGAUCAAGGAUGUGAAUGGAAGUUCAACGCUCCUCAUGGCUCUCAUAUGGGUGGUUCAUGGGAGAGGAUGAUUGGAGUAGCACGAAGGAUUCUGGACUCCAUGUUCCUCCAGCUAGGAGCUUCACGACUCACUCACGUAGCACUCACUACACUGGUGGCAGAAGUUGCUGCAGUCAUUAAUGCCAGACCUCUGAUCCCAGUGUCUACUGACCCGGACGACCCCCUCAUCCUUACUCCAGCAACCCUCCUCACCCAAAAAGUGAGUUUUCCUUCUGCCCCAGUCGGUGAUUGGAUCAAAAACCUUCACAAGUCCCAGUGGCGCCAAGUCCAACAUCUUGCCCAAACUUUCUGGAAUAGAUGGAAGAGACAAUACCUUGCAUCACUUCAACCACGGACAAAGUGGACGACCUCCACUCCAGACCUUCAGCUUGGGAGUAUUGUCCUUCUCAAAGACAACCAGUUUGCAAGAAACGAGUGGCCUCUGGGCUUGAUUACUCAAGUCUUUCCAAGCAAAGAUGGUAAGGUGCGGCAAGUGGAGAUCAAGGUCUACAGGAAAGAUGGGACUAAACUCUUCCUGCGUCCCAUUUCUGAGACAGUCCUCCUUCUUGCUUCUGAUAAGGAACGAUAAGAGCUGUAUGGACAUUAAGGUGGUGACAUUUUAAAAUGCCAGGCGGGGAGUGUUCUGCCCCAGUUAUUAAGAUUACUCUAUUUAGUGUGUGUUUAUUGCUAAGUCAUUUCAAUUGAUUCUGCUAAGUGAGCUGUACCUAUAAGAAACGCGUAGGUAGGUCACGUGUUUAGACUCCGGAAGCAUUUCAAACUCCACUUCACUCCUCGUGUUUCUCAGCAAACAACUUUUACAUCUUUUGCUGUUCGUGGCAUCGUUGGUAUGUACCUAUAUUUAAUGUUUAUAGUACACAAUGAAUCAUAUUUAGCUGUAAAUGUGUGUGUUUAACAAAGUUAGACGAGCUCUGGGCCCUGCGAUGAGGUGGCGACUUGUCCAGGGUGUACCCCGCCUUCCGCCCGAUUGUAGCUGAGAUAGGCGCCAGCGCCCCCCGCGACCCCGAAAGGGAAUAAGCGGUAGAAAAUGGAUGGAUGGAUGGACGAGCUCUGAUUUCGUCACUUGUUCACGUCAGCUAACUUUCAUUUGUUGUCAUCUGCCUCCAUCUAGUGGACGUUUGUUGUACCGUUACUUAAGACAAUUUACCGGUAAACAGCAGAACGCUCAUUUGUCACUGGUAUUUACUAAUUAUAACAACACAUACAGUAGUGUGUGACAAAGUUAAACUUAGAAUUAAUUCAAAUGGAAUACUUGAUAAUCUGUGGUCUGUGAUAUGACAUUAUUAAGUUCAUUUAAUUCAGGCAUUUACAUGUACAAUGUUUGUGUCCUACAGUUUCACCCUUUCAAUAGUCAAUAAACCUGGCCUCCAUCAGUCAACCUGGUGUACAGAGUUUUGAUGAGCGGAAGGUGUUGAACUUACUGCCUUCGUGUGCAAGUGUGCUUAAGGAAGGCAGAAUAGGUUUAUUAGCAUAACUCCAAAACCAAACAUAAAAUCUGUCUAAUAAAGCCUGUAAUAUUGAACACUGUAAACCAAAAAAUGAUCAAAGACAUUAUAUUUACAGAAUUUUUCAUUAAACAUUUUGUGGAAAAAUAUCGUAAUUUUACAGAUUUUUACGAAAUUAUUAAAAUGAACCACCUUUAAUAAAGUGAAGAUGCAAAAAGUUCUGCAGAAAAAUAUAUUUUUUUAAAGAGGUUUUCCAAAUUAUUACGAUCAACCAACUAUAAUGAAGUGACAAUGCUGGCAGUUCCACCGAAAAUACCAU
Nerophis ophidion (straightnose pipefish) is the source of this 7499-nucleotide messenger RNA. RefSeq lists its product as uncharacterized. NCBI's taxonomy places the organism in Eukaryota, Metazoa, Chordata, Actinopteri, Syngnathiformes, Syngnathidae. The record is from RefSeq and is a predicted model, not a curated record. Gene Ontology annotation, molecular function: nucleic acid binding. The transcript has 2 exons. The coding region runs from base 4741 to 6306 and encodes 521 amino acids. Gene Ontology annotation, biological process: DNA integration.